CGUCGUUCAACUGGACACUUAACGACACUGAACUGCACCUACAACACAGUUUUAACGUCGCCGUCUCUGUGUGAACACGACUCGCGAAGAAUGGCAGUUUUCAGCGCACUUCUGAGUUGGGCUUCCCAGGCGUUUCUGUUUCUGCUCGUUCUGCUUUUCAUAGCGUUGCUCGGCUACUGCGCGUAUAUUAAAUACAUCCACCUGAAAUAUGACCACAUUCCUGGGCCACCGAGGGACAGCUUUUUCCUCGGACAUACGGCGACUUUAUUGAGGGUAAUGAAAGAUGAAAAAGUUGUGAACGACAAAUUCCUGGAGUGGGCUGAGACAUAUGGGACUGUAUACAGAAUAAAUUUUCUUCACAGCAUUAUAGUGUUUACGACUUGUCCAGACACAACUAAGGAAGUCCUGAUGUCUCCAAAGUACUCUAAAGAUAAGUUCCUCCACGAUAGGCUCUUCAAUCUGUUUGGCCAAAGGUUCCUGGGCGAUGGCUUGGUAACGGCACGGGAUCAUGGGCAGUGGUAUAAACAACGCCGGAUCAUGGACCCCGCGUUCAGCAGCUUGUAUUUGAGAGGUCUGAUGGGAACCUUCAAUGAGAGGGCAGAGAAACUGAUGGAGAAACUUUCAGAAGUCGCUGAUAGUAAAACAGAGGCCAACAUGCUCCAGCUUGUCAAUUGUGUUACCCUGGAUGUUAUUGCUAAGGUUGCCUUUGGUGUGGAUUUAAACCUCCUGCAGCAGAGUUCACCUUUCCCCAAAGCCAUCGAGACAUGUCUGAAAGGGAUGAUGUACAAUAUCAGAGACGCUAUGUUUCAGUACAAGCCAAAGAACUGGACAUUCAUUAAUGAAGUGAGGGAAGCGUGCCGCCUGCUGCGCAAAACUGGAGCUCUGUGGAUCCACGAAAGAAAGACUGCGAUGCACAACGGAGAUGAAGUCCCCAAGGACAUUCUCACGCAAAUCAUCAAAACCGCUGGCAAAGAGGAAAGCAUGACUAAAGAGGAUGAGGAGUUUAUGUUGGACAAUUUUGUGACGUUCUUCAUUGCUGGUCAAGAAACAACAGCCAAUCAGCUGGCUUUCUGCAUCCAGGAACUUGCAAGACACCCUGAUAUACUGGAGAAAGUGAGGAAGGAGGUGGAUGAUGUUGUUGGGAUGAAACAGGACAUCAGCUAUGAUGACCUGGGGAAACUGGGCUACCUCAACCAGGUGUUAAAGGAGACUCUGAGAGUUUACCCGACAGCUCCAGGAACAUCCCGCGAAAUUGUGGAAGACAUGAUCAUUGACGGCAUCUACAUACCUGGAGGAUUCAUCUGCAUAUUCAGCACCUAUGUGAGUUCGAGAAUGGAAAAGUUCUUCAAGGACCCACUGACAUUUGAUCCUGACAGAUUUCACCCAGACGCUCCCAAACCUUAUUACUGCUACUAUCCGUUCGCCCUCGGACCACGCUCAUGCCUGGGACAGAACUUUGCUCAGAUGGAGGCCAAAGUGGUGAUGGCCAAGCUGCUCCAGAGAUACGAUUUCACCCUCGUCCCGGGACAAAGCUUCGACAUCCUGGACACCGGCACCCUCCGGCCAAAGAGUGGAGUCGUUUGCACUAUUAGUCACAGAAAGUACAAAAAUUAACUGGUCGUGGAGUACCAUAACAGAUGAAAAAACAAAAACACUAAUUGAGCAUAUGGUGAAACUGGGUGGUUGGGUUGCUUACACCAGCUUAGCUUCGUACUCCUGCAUCAGCCUGAAGCCUCUUGUGCUGCAAGACUUUUACUGUUCACUUUUAAAAUCAUCUAUAGAGAAAGUAGCAUCAUGUUUGAUUUAAAUACACACUACAUUCAUAGGAAGUAAUUCUGAUCAUUGAUGCUGCUUUCUAACAAUGAUAAAGAUAUAAGAAAACUGUUUUUUGAGGGGAAUGCAAUGUCAGUGGCACAUUUAAUCUUGCUCAAAGUUAUCCUUGAGGUCUGUGUAAUUACAAUGUUUUUCACAACUGCUGAGCCCACUGAACUUUUUUACGCUUUGACACUAAUGUGUAAACACUAAAUAUCACAGUUUUUGUGGGUUUUUUUGCUGAAAGAUGACGUCUGACUGUAAUUUUGUUGUGUGUAUGGAAGCGUAUGCAUAAUGGCAGUAAAAAGGAUUCUGAUUAGUUUUUUUUACAAAUUCAAAUAAAGAACAGUGUAAGAAUCCA
Molecule: messenger RNA, 2173 nt
Organism: Stegastes partitus (bicolor damselfish)
Lineage: Eukaryota; Metazoa; Chordata; Actinopteri; Pomacentridae
Gene: cyp46a1.2
Product: cytochrome P450, family 46, subfamily A, polypeptide 1, tandem duplicate 2
Exons: 15
Coding region: 91-1614 (507 amino acids)
Biological process (GO): cholesterol catabolic process
Molecular function (GO): cholesterol 24-hydroxylase activity; heme binding; iron ion binding
Source: RefSeq, a predicted model, not a curated record